Messenger RNA from Neurospora tetraspora, 3147 nucleotides. RefSeq lists its product as uncharacterized. Bases 418 to 2766 code for a protein of 782 amino acids. The record is from RefSeq and is a predicted model, not a curated record. The transcript has 4 exons. Gene Ontology annotation, biological process: magnesium ion homeostasis. Lineage: Eukaryota; Fungi; Ascomycota; Sordariomycetes; Sordariales; Sordariaceae.
CAAUGUUCUCGUCAAACUGUCUCUCAAACAACCACCAUUUGGACUAAAACAACCUGAGACGGAAAUCGCCGCUGUCUCCUCCGAAUCGCCAAGGAUACCUUACAGGCCCCGGAUCCUACAACUCGGCCGGCGCAUAUCACGACUCGUAGCGCCUAUCAGCAAAGGCAAAAAAUCGGACCACGGUCGCUUGCAGAGCUUUUGCAGAGCUUGUGACUGCCCCUGCUCGAUACCACUGCACUGCACUUCGUCCUUCCUCUUCUGUCUGCAGCGAGAAAAGGAAACGGAAGCGCGCCAAGCCCAGUCUCGCGGCCAACAGCCCCAACUUCCAAUAACCCGGCUUCUUCCUCUCCUCUACAUCCACCCAAGAGUGUCUCGUAGCUCAUCCGCAACCGACUCUGGUGGCAACUUUCGAAAAUUAUGUCGAUAGCCCCCCGAACGGCACAACAUUUUCGUGGUGCCUCCUCCCGUUCCAAUGGCUUGCUAGCAGCACGCUCUCUGACGGUAGGCCUUGCUCGCGCCCUGUUUAUGGGCAUUUCAAGCGUCACAGCUGCACCGAUACCUCUAGGCAUUCUUGAACAUGGACGUUCCGAGGAGCCAGAAGAGGGCGCCGGCCUUUGGGUCCUCUAUGUGGUCUCAGCUGUCUUGGUCCUCGUCGGAGGAGCCUUUGCCGGCUUGACGAUAGCUCUUAUGGGCCAGGAUGGUAUCUACCUCCAAGUACUCGCCAGAGACUUGACCGAACCACAACAAAAGAACGCGAAACGAGUGUACGAUCUACUACAGCGUGGCAAGCACUGGGUCCUGGUUACCCUGCUAUUGUCCAAUGUCAUUGUCAAUGAAACACUCCCCGUUGUUUUGGACCGUUGCCUCGGCGGUGGUGUUGCCGCUGUCAUCGGUUCUACUGUCUUGAUUGUCAUCUUCGGUGAGGUCAUUCCCCAGUCGCUAUGCGUUCGAUACGGCCUGCCGAUCGGUGGCUACAUGGCCAAGCCCGUCCUCUUGCUCAUGUACCUGACUGCCCCCGUCUCCUACCCGAUUGCAAAGCUUCUCGACAAGCUCCUUGGAGAGGACCACGGAACCGUCUACAAGAAGAGUGGUCUCAAGACUUUGGUCACUCUACACAAGAACCUCGGCGAUGUUUCGGAACGUCUCAACCAGGAUGAAGUCACCAUCAUCAGUGCGGUACUCGACUUGAAGGAAAAGCCGGUCGCCAAUGUCAUGACCCCCAUGGAGGACGUUUUUGUCAUGGCAGAGGACACUGUUCUGGAUGAGAAGACCAUGGAUAUGAUCUUGUCAGCCGGCUACUCGAGAAUCCCCAUCCAUGAAACCGGCAAUCCUACAAAUUUCGUCGGCAUGCUGCUUGUCAAGAUUCUGAUCACCUACGACCCCGAAGACUGCAAGAGAGUCAAGGACUUCCCCUUGGCCACUCUCCCCGAGACCCGCCCCGAAACCAGCUGUUUAGACAUUGUCAACUUCUUCCAGGAGGGCAAGUCCCACAUGGUUCUUGUUUCGGAAUAUCCCGGAGAAGAUCACGGCGCCCUUGGUGUGGUCACCCUUGAGGAUGUGAUCGAGGAACUGAUCGGAGAGGAAAUCAUUGACGAAUCGGAUGUUUAUAUCGACGUCCACAAGGCCAUUCGCCGGUUGACUCCUGCACCCAAGGCCAGAAUUACACGUCGUGCCUCCGAGGAUAUUAUCGGCAAGACGAUGAGCAGGGGUCAUGAUGAUGUCGCCGGUUCGAGUAAGACAAACGGUGUUGAUAUUCCACCAUCAAAGAUUGUUGAGCCGCUUACCGGUGCGGGCAGCACUGUCUCUGAAGCGGCCCACCUUAUCAACGAGCGGGAUCCCAAGCAGACUACUUUCAUGAUGCGGAGAAGCUCCGCUGGGGUCGAUGGCCAGAUGGUGAACACUACGGUUCCGGUCCGCGCCAAUCUCGAAGAACUGAGGCAGCACUUGAAACACCUAGGACCCUCCAACCCGGCUAUUAAUCCCAAGAACACUCGCUCGACUACAGUGAAGAUCAAGCCGGGGAUCGCGGGACAUCUUUCUCAAGCACGUGCUGCAUCGAUUGCCGAUUCGAGCGCCGUUGCCGAGACUCCCUUUGAAGACGACGAAACCACCAGCCUCCUCAGACCUCAGCAAUCAACCGCAAAGGACGGUAUUCAAGCUUUGACGCAGAGCUACGGUGGUGUUAGCCCUGCUACCGCGCAGCUCAUCUCUCCAGCAGAGAGUGCCAUAACGGCAGUACCUAUCAGUGUGGACAACUCGGACGGCAACCAGGAUACAGUCGACAAGUCAACGCAGACGCCCCCGAGGCAGCAGCAAAAUGCGGCCACGGAUACGGCCGGCGGGUUGUCUGGCCAUCGAUCGAGCGGUAGUAGCGUCGCCAGCUUGCGCGACAGCGGCCUCUUGCCCCCUAGGCGUGGAAUUGUUCGCAGUGGAAGUAUAACGGAGAACAUUAUCGAGACACGAGGUGUCAGAAAGGUGGUUUUGGAGACCAACAGCUCCAACGACGAGGAGGAAUAUGCCAUCACGACAACCUCCCCCGAUCACGGCCGCGGCACCAAGGUGACUUUAUCGAUAGCCCAGCCAUCCGCCAGGUCGGAGACAGGUGACGAGAGUCAGGGCCUGAUGUCGCCUACGACGGGCGAUGAAGGACACCAGUCGGGAGAUAAGGGGGAUGAAUCUGCCAAGACCAACGGUGGCGGACAGAGCAGUAGUCAUGGGAAGAAGCACAAAAGCAAAAAGAAGAAGCGCAAGGGCGGCAAAUCUUAGGUCGAUGGGCUGCUUGAGCUGAUUCCUUCGGAGAGUGUGGCAUAGUAUGAGCUACCUACGGAAACAGAUGAAGAAGGUUUUUAUGGAAAUUAUGUUUGGGGAAAACGAGGACAAUGGGUAUAGGAAAAUGAGGGAAUUAGCGAAAUCGGUCAGGAAACGAACGAGAAGAGCGAUGACGGUCUGAACGAAGCAUUGUAUUGUAUUGAUGAAGUACAGUAACUGAGGAUUUGGUUUCUCUUUCUUCUUGUUGUUUGUCGGUGUCGGUGGCAUGGAGUCUUAGCAUGAAGCAUGGAUAUUUCUGGCUGUCGGCCCUGAUUGUUAUUAUUUUAGGAUCAUAGUCAUCAGUAUCAUCAUUGGUACACACGAUAUCAUUACUUUGGC